CGGGGAGGCUGCACGCCACCGCCAGCGCCGCCGCCGCCCGGAGCAUCUGCCGCCUGAGCUGCGGAUCGCGGCCGCCGCCCGGGCCAUGGAGACACUGAACGGCCCCGCGGGCGGCGGCGCCGCGGACUCCAAGCCGCAGCCAGCCGGCCAGCAUCACCGCCACCACCACCUGCACCCCCUGGCCGAGAGGAGGCGGCUGCACCGCGCACCCUCGCCCGCCAGACCUUUCCUCAAGGAUCUGCACACGCGGCCCGCCACGGCCACCCCCUCUGCGGCCCGUGCCCCGACUCCCGCCGCUCCUCGCUCGCCCAACCUCGCCGGGAAGGCGCCGCCGUCGCCCGGGCCCCCGGCCGCAGCCGGCCGCCUCUCCCGACGCAGCGGCGUAGUCCCCGGCGCGAAGGACAAGCCGCCGCCGGGCGCCGGAGCCAGGUCGGCGGGUGGCGCCAAGGCCGCCCCGGGGACUAGGAGGGCGGCGCGCGCGGGGCCGGCGGAACCCCUGUCCCGGGUCGGGAGGCCGGCUGGGGCCGAGCCGCCGCCUGCCGUCGCGAAGGGCCGCAAAGCCAAGCGGAGCCCCGGGACUCCUCCAGCUCGCACCGUCGGGCCCCCGGCUCCCGUCGCCCGGGUCCCCGCCGUGACCCUCUCGGUGACCUCGGUGGCCGGCUCGCGUAUCAGCCACACGGACAGCAGCUCGGAUCUCUCCGACUGUGCCUCCGAACCCUUGUCUGAUGAGCAGCGUCUGCUCCCCGCCGCCAGCAGCGACGCCGAGUCGGGUACCGGUUCCAGUGACCGGGAGCCCCUGCGCGGAGCACCCACCCAGACCUCCGGAGCCCGCGGGCCGCCGCCGGGCAGCCCUGAGUCCCCCGCGCUGCUCACGGCGCCCCCUGUCGCUGGUGCCGGUCUCGGGGGCCGAAGCAGCCCAGGCGGGGCCCCCUCAGGGUCCCCGGGACCCGGUUCGGUGGAGGAUGUUGGGGGCCGAACGCCACCGGAGCGGACGAUUCUCGGGACACCCAGGGAGCCUAACUUGGGCGAGCAGCCCCGGCUCCUGGUGGUGGCUGAGGAAGAAGAGUUGCUGAGGGAGAUGGAGGAACUGCGUUCGGAAAAUGACUACCUCAAGGACGAGCUGGAUGAACUCCGUGCAGAGAUGGAAGAGAUGAGGGACAGCUAUCUAGAAGAGGACGGUUAUCAGCUGCAGGAGCUCCGGAGAGAGCUGGACCGUGCUAACAAGAACUGCAGGAUCCUGCAGUACCGACUCAGGAAGGCUGAGCAGAAAAGUCUGAAAGUGGCAGAAACAGGGCAGGUGGACGGGGAACUUAUCAGAAGCCUGGAGCAAGACUUGAAGGUCGCCAAAGACGUGUCUGUCAGAUUGCACCACGAACUGGAGACUGUGGAGGAGAAGCGUGCUAAGGCAGAAGAUGACAAUGAAACUCUCCGGCAGCAGAUGAUCGAGGUGGAGAUAUCCAGACAGGCCCUCCAGAAUGAGCUGGAGAGAUUCAAAGAGAGUUCCCUGAAGAGAAGAGGCAGCCGGGAAAUGUACAAAGAGAAGAAAAGUCUUAGCCAGGAUGACAGCGCGGAUCUGAAGUGCCAGCUUCAGUUUGCCAAAGAGGAAGCCUCCCUGAUGCGCAAAAAGAUGGCCAAGCUAGGUCGGGAGAAGGACGAGUUAGAGCAGGAGCUGCAGAAGUAUAAGUCCCUCUAUGGUGAUGUGGACAGCCCGCUCCCAACAGGGGAGGCUGGUGGGCCCCCCAGCACCAGGGAGGCAGAGCUGAAGCUGCGGCUGAAGUUGGUGGAGGAGGAAGCCAACAUCUUGGGCCGGAAGAUCGUGGAACUAGAGGUGGAAAACCGCGGCCUCAAAGCCGAGAUGGAGGACAUGCGGGCUCAGCACGAGCGAGAGGGAACAGGCAGGGACCACGUGCCAAGCAUUCCUACCUCACCCUUCGGGGACUCACUGGAGUCCUCCACGGAGCUCCGUCGGCACCUACAGUUUGUGGAGGAAGAAGCUGAGUUGCUGAGGAGGUCCAUAUCGGAGAUCGAAGACCACAAUCGGCAGCUGACCCACGAGCUGAGCAAGUUCAAGUUUGAGCCUCACCAGGAGUUGUCAGGGUGGCUUGGGGACAGUGUAUCUAAGGGUCCCGGGGCCAGUGUUCCCCUGCAGGAGGAGCUGAAGUCGGCCAGGCUGCAGAUCGAUGAGCUGAAUGGGAAGGUCCUGAAGCUGCAGUAUGAGAACCGGCUGCUGCUGUCCCACGCCCAGCGGUGCGAUCUUGCCGCGCACCUGGGGCUGCGCGCCCCGAGCCCCCGAGACAGUGACGCCGAGAGUGACGCCGGCAAGAAAGAAAGCGACGGGGAGGAGUGCCGCCUGCCCCAGCCGAAGCGAGAAGGCCCCGUUGGUGGGGAGAGCGACUCCGAGGACGUAUGCGAGAAGACCUCGGGCUUUGGAAGUGGAAAGCCUUCAGAGGCGAGUGAGCCGUGCCCAGCAGAGCUCCUAAGAGCCCGGGAAGACACCGAGUGCCUGGUGACCAUAAAGCAGGAGGCCCAGCGGCUGGAGCGGACCGUGGAGCGCCUCAUCACUGACACAGACGGUUUCAUCCACGAUUCAGGCCUGCGGGGCAGUGGAUCGGCCUCGCCUGGCGUCCAAGGCGAAGGCGAGGGUAGUAGCCAGAACGAGCCCCCCUACUUGUUGGAGACCAUCCACGUGAAGAUGAAGGCUUUCAGGAAGGAGCUGCAAGCCUUCCUGGAGCAGAUGACCCGGAUUGUGGACGGUCUGUCGCCCUUAUCCCACCUCACAGAGUCAUCCAGCUUCCUCUCCACCGUGACUUCGGUGUCCCGGGACUCCCCCAUCGGGACCCUGGGGAAGGAGCUGGGCCCAGACCUGCAGUCCAAACUGAGAGACCAGCUGGAGUGGCAACUCAGUCAGGAUAGAGGGGACGAGAGAGAGGGCCUGCGCCCCCGAACCACUCGGGAGCUGCACCGGCGUGCUGAUGGGGAUCCCGGGAGCCACGGGCUGGGAGGCCAGAGCUGUUUCAACCUAGAGCUCAGGGGCUCCCCUGUUUUACCUGAGCAGAGUGUGUCCGUAGAAGAGCUACAGGGUCAGCUCGUGCAGGCGGCCAGACUGCAUCAAGAGGAGACAGAGACAUACACAAACAAGAUCCGGAAGAUGGAAGAGGACCACCUCUACGCUCUGCGGUGGAAAGAGCUGGAGAUGCACAGCCUGGCCUUGCAGAACACCCUCCACAAGCGAACCUGGAGCGACGAGAAGAACUUGCUGCAGCAGGAGCUGAGGUCCCUGAGGCAGAACAUCUUCCUUUUCUACGUCAAGCUCAGGUGGCUGCUGAAACACUGGCGGCAGGGCAAGCAGAUGGAGGACGGAGGAGAGGACCUCAGGGAGAGUGAACAGCCAGACAAUGUGCCUGGGUUUGUGGAGCUCGGCAUCCAGGGGGGCCACCAGACAGAUGGAACAGACCAAGAAGAUGCUGACCAAGGCUGCGGCCUUCCCAUGGGAGAGCUUGCCCCACACUCCCCAGUACACAUCGGUGAACAUGGAUCACGGCUGCAGACUACAGAAGGGGGACCACUCAACAGGCAGGUGGGGGAAAACCAGCAGCUGUUCAGGGCCCUCAAGGCCCUGCUGGAGGACUUCCGUUCGGAGCUGCGGGAGGACGAACAUGCCCGGCUCCGCCUACAGCAGCAGUAUGCCAGCGACAAGGCUGCCUGGGAUGUGGAGUGGGCCGUGCUCAAGUGCCGCCUGGAGCAGCUGGAAGAGAAGGCAGAGAAAAGCUUGGGAGAGCUCGACUCCUCUGCUGAGGGCAAAGGGGCCUUGAAGAAGGAGAGAGAAGUCCACCAGAAGCUCCUGGCUGACAGCCACGGCCUGGUCAUGGACCUGCGCUGGCAGAUCCAUCACCGGGAGAAGAACUGGAACCGAGAGAAGGUGGAGCUGCUGGAGCGUCUGGACAGCGAGCGCCAGGAGUGGGGGCGUCAGAAGGAGGAGCUGCUGUGGCGGGUGGAGCAGUUGCAGAAAGAGAACAGUCCCCGGAGAAGUGGCAGUUUCCUCUGCAGUCAAAAGGAAGACAACACUCGCCCUUUCCCACACCAAGGAGGCCUCCGUGCGCCCCGACCUGUGUCCAUAUGGCCCUGUGCAGACACUGACUCCAUCCCAUUUGAAGACCGGCCGCUUUCCAAACUGAAGGAGUCGGACAGGUGCUCAGCCAGCGAGAACCUGUACUUGGAUGCUUUAUCCCUGGAUGAUGAACCAGAGGACCCGCCACCCCUCAGGAACUGCAGUAUUGCCGAGGAAGAAGAAAGUUGCAAGGGAAAUCUUCAAAGGGCUGUGUCCGUGUCCUGUAUGUCUGAAUUCCAGCGUCUGAUGGAUGUCUCCCCAUUCCUGCCUGAGAAGGGCCUGCCGUCUGCCAGCAGCAAGGAGGACGUCACUCCGCCCUGCUCCGAUGACCUGAAGUACAUCGAGGAGUUCAACAGCAAAAACUGGGACUACACUCCCCCCAGGACUGGGACCGAUAGGCCUCCAGACCUCUGGGCAGACAGGACCGAGGUGGGGCGGGUAGGACAUGAGGCCACCACAGAGCCUUUCCCUGUCUCCUGGUACCUGACCACAAGUGUCACCAUGACGACGGACACCAUGACCAGCCCGGAGCACUGCCAGAAGCAGCCCCUGCGGAGCCACGUCCUCACCGAGCAGUCUGGGGUGCAUGUGUUGCACAGCCCACCUGCUCUCCGCCGGGUUGACAGUCUAGUGUCGGGUGGGGAGGGCAGGAGCCGAGGGGACCCCGAGGGCCCCUUCCCCGUGAGCAGAGCAAGAGGGAACCUGGCAGAUGCCAAGGGAGGUCAUCCGGAACCUGUGCUCAACAGAUGGCCUUGCACCCCACCCAGGCACCCCCGAGACUAUGUGGAGGGGUCCCUCCGCCCCCUAGACAGACCUGUCUGCCCCUCCCUGGGGUUCACCUCCCCACUGCACAGCCUAGAUAUGUCUAAGAACAUGAGUGAUGACAUGAAGGAGGUGGCCUUCUCUGUCAGGCAUGCCAUCUGCUCUGGUCCCGCUGAGCCACAAGUCAGGGAUAUGGCCUGCCAGACCAACGGGUCCAGGACCACAGGGACACAGACCAUCCAGACAAUCAGUGUGGGCCUGCAGACUGAGGCACUGCGGGCCGGCGGCGUCACCAGCAGCCCCCACAAGUGUCUCACGCCAAAAGCCGGAGGUGGCACUACCCCCGUGUCCUCUCCUUCCCGAAGCCUUAGGAACAGGCAGGUGGCCCCUGCCUUCGAGAAGGUGCAGGCCAAGGUUGAACGCACCUGCUGCUCCCCAAAGUAUGGUUCCCCCAAGCUUCAGAGAAAGCCCCUCUCAAAAGCUGACCAGCCAAAUAGCAGGACCUCACCAGGCAUGGCCCAGAAAGGGUUCAGCGAGUCGGCCUGGGCCCGCUCCACCACCACCAGGGAGAGCCCUGUGCACACCACCAUCAACGAUGGCCUCUCCAGCCUCUUCAACAUCAUUGACCACAGUCCCGUCGGGUUGCGAGCCGGGAGCCGCUCUCGCUCAGCGGAACCUCGCCAGGAGCUGGGUCCAGGCCAGGAAACAGGCACUAAUUCCCGAGGGAGGUCGCCCAGCCCCCUAGGGGUGGGCUCGGAGACGUGCAGGGACGAUGGUGGAGAGAGCACACCUGUGAGACAGGACUUAUCUGCGCCCCCUGGCUAUACACUCACUGAGAGUGUGGCCCGGAUCCUCAACAAAAAGUUGUUGGAGCAUGCCUUAAAGGAGAAGCUAGCCAGCACCCACAGCCCCUCCGGUCUCACCAGCGACAGCCACACCGGAGAAGCAGGACCAGCUGAACCAGGAUCCAUGGAGGAACUACCUUGUUCUGCACUGGCGCCAUCCCUAGAGCCCUGCUUCUCCAGGCCAGAGAGACCAGCAAACCGUCGCCUUCCAUCCCGCUGGGCCCCGCCUUCCCCCACCGCCUCCCAGUCUCAGUCACCUGGAGACCCAGUGUCAGUGUCCUUGGAGGAACACGGUGAGGAGGAGGCACCCGAGGAGAAGCCACACCUGUGACAUGAUGCAAGCUUGCAUGGAUUAUCACCGGAAUAA
Peromyscus eremicus (cactus mouse) is the source of this 6082-nucleotide messenger RNA. It is a transcript of the gene Mtcl1, whose product is annotated as microtubule crosslinking factor 1. Gene Ontology annotation, molecular function: microtubule binding. The record is from RefSeq and is a predicted model, not a curated record. Gene Ontology annotation, cellular component: apicolateral plasma membrane; spindle pole; microtubule bundle. Lineage: Eukaryota; Metazoa; Chordata; Mammalia; Rodentia; Cricetidae. Gene Ontology annotation, biological process: establishment or maintenance of epithelial cell apical/basal polarity; regulation of autophagy; microtubule bundle formation.